CUCGGUGGCUGGGAGCGCGGCGCGGGGCGAACGCGGAGCGAGCGGCCGCGAUUGUGAGAUGGGGACUGAGCACGCGGAAGUAAUCCCCAAGGAGGAGGCUUCUGAAGACCCCGAGCCACACGCGGCCACGUCGGAGAAAUUUCCCCAGGUGGUUUGCCGGGGCCGGGAGUUGGGAGCCGCCCGGGCGGAGGACGCGGUGGUGAGGCGUUCGGGAGCGUCCGCGGACGGGAGCGCACAGCGGGCGUCCCUUCGCGGGAAAGGCCUCGUGUCGGGGCCGGCCUUCUGUAAGAGGUCCCCGUCGGGUGAGGAGUCCGGGGACAGCGACGAGAGCGAGCACGUCCGGGGUCCUGGCCCGCACCCGCUGGUGCCCCGGACCACGCCCUGUACCAGCCCCGCCGAGAGGGCUGCGGCACCCGGGGCGCAGAGAAGUCCGGUGGGAGGAAAGCCUCACGCGUGCAAAGAGUGCGGGAAGGCCUUCAACCAGAACUCGCAUCUCCUGCAGCACCUGCGCGUGCACAGCGGGGAGAAGCCGUUUGGCUGCGAGGAGUGCGGGAAGGCGUUCGGGACCAACUCGAGCCUGCGGCGGCACCUGCGCAUCCACGCGGGCGAGAAGCCGUUCGCCUGCGGCGAGUGCGGCAAGGCCUUCAUCCAGAGCUCGCACCUCGUGCACCACCACCGCGUCCAUACCGGCGAGCGGCCCUACAAGUGCGGCGAGUGCGGCAAGGCCUUCAGCCAGAACUCGGCGCUCGCCCUGCACCAGCGCAUCCACACGGGCGAGAAGCCGUACGCGUGCGGCGAGUGCGGCAAGACCUUCCGCGUCAGCUCGCAGCUCAUCCAGCACCAGCGCAUUCACACGGACGAGCGCUACCACGAGUGCGGCGAGUGUGGCAAGGCCUUCAAGCACAGCUCGGGCCUUAUCCGCCACCAGAAGAUCCACACCGGCGAGAAGCCCUAUCUGUGCGGCCAGUGCGGUAAGGGCUUCGGCCAGAGCUCCGAGCUCAUCCGCCACCAGAGGAUCCACACGGGGGACAAACCGUACGAGUGCCGCGAGUGCGGCAAAACCUUCGGCCAGAAUUCGGAGAUUGUCCGGCAUAUCCGCAUCCACACGGGCGAGAAGCCGUACGUGUGCGCGCAGUGCGGGAAGGCCUUCCGGGGCAACUCGGAGCUGCUGCGGCACGAAAGGAUCCACACCGGCGAGAAGCCCUACGAGUGCUUCGAGUGUGGGAAGGCCUUCCGGCGUACCUCCCACCUCGCGGCGCAUCAGCGGGUCCACGCCGGGGAGAAGCCCCACCAGUGCAGCGAGUGCGCGAGGACCUUCUGGGACAGUUCGGAGCUGCUCCUCCACCAGAAGACCCACGGUGGCGGGAAGCCGUACGCAUGCGGCGAGUGCCAGAGGACCUUCGGACAGCACUCCCAGCUCGUCCUGCACCAGCGGGUCCACACCGGGGAGAAGCCGUACGCGUGCGGGGAGUGCCAGAAGGCCUUCGGCAGGAGCUCCCACCUGCUUCGGCACCAGAGUGUGCACGGCGCCGACUGAGCGCCCGGAGUGGGGCCCCCUCCCUGCGCCGGGCCUGCACACCCUGUGGGAGGACCACACUGCGGUUCGUCAGCCCACACAGUGGUUGGAUAGGAGAGGCUUUUAGGAAUUGUUCCCGGAGAGGUUUCAGGAUCACGAGUUCCACCAUAAAUGCUGUUUCAGGCCUCAGUGUUUCCUCUGUCUGCCUUCGCACCCCCUCCCUGCAUCCCCAAGGGGAUGCCAUCGCCUUCUAGGUCUGUACAGGCCACAUAACCUGGAUUAUUACUAAUCAGGAACUGUGGGGGCCUACUGUUCCGCCACCUUCCAAGAGAGGCAGUGCUGAGUCGUGGAUGAUUUUCCUCUAUGGUGUUAAGAUAAUCGAGCAGAGGACACCCUCCCUGUCCUCCUGCCCGCCACGGAGCCCUGGGACGCUCGAUGGACCUUCUUGCAGCUUUGACAUCUUGCAGACGUGCUGCCGAGGAGCCUUAGACGAUCACAGAGGUGGCGGGAAGCUUGGGGACUCCACACCCGCGGGGCCUCCUUGUUCCUCUGCAGAGUGUGCAGGACGGAGGAGGUGACAGCCACCUCCAGGAUGGCAAGCGAGGCUCUGAGCAUUCUGAGGGGCUGGUGGGUGAUGCCAGGGGCGGGAGGAGGGCAGCGAGCCUGGGCCAUCCAGCAGGGCAGGAACGGCCCAUGGGCAGCUGUGCCGGACGUGGGGGCUAUGCGGAUGGAUGGAUGGCCGGCCGGCUGGCCUCCUAUGUCCCGUGCCAGGACGUCACACAGGGACUACACAGCCUUGCUGUCAGCAGGCACCUGCCCCCACGCUGGGCCAGUUCUCCUGCCCGACCUGGGCCUCACCUUGGAGCCGUCUGCUGUGCGCAGCCCCCUUGUUUCUUCCACACGAGUGUCCUGUGUCCUCCUCGGGUGUGUGCAGGUCCGAGCGUCGGAGGCACCAGGAGGCAGCAGGCCAUGCGCAGCUGGACUCCAGCAGGUAGAGACGGCUCUGACCUUGAGACGAGGGGAGAUGAACUCUGCGAACUCCAGGGUCCAGCUGGCCCCACGGUUCUGGACUUCUUACAUCUAACAGGACACGUCCUCAGUGCUCUGUUUAAUCUCUUUGUCAUGCGUUACUGACUCCUAGUGUUUUCCCGAGUGUUUGCUGUGCCAGGCCCAGUGCCAGACGCCUUCUGUUCUUCCUUUCAUGGCAUCUCUGAUGUGGGUCCCCUGUAAGUGGCUGAGUGGGUUCCAUGUUUGGACCAUAAAAUUCACCUGGUUUCCA
This is a messenger RNA of Neogale vison (American mink), 2795 nucleotides long. RefSeq names its product ZFP3 zinc finger protein (gene ZFP3). NCBI's taxonomy places the organism in Eukaryota, Metazoa, Chordata, Mammalia, Carnivora, Mustelidae. Bases 59 to 1537 code for a protein of 492 amino acids. The record is from RefSeq and is a predicted model, not a curated record. Gene Ontology annotation, biological process: negative regulation of transcription by RNA polymerase II. The transcript has 2 exons. Gene Ontology annotation, molecular function: DNA-binding transcription repressor activity, RNA polymerase II-specific.